GUGUAUACUACAAUACACACACACACACACACACACGCACGCAUACCUUGAAUUUUUUUUUUUUUGUACGAAAUAACUGCCCGGAUAUCAACCAAAUUAAGAUCCAAAGAUGAUAAAUUCCAAAUCACCAUUAUCAUUUUCCAUCAUCAUCAUCAUCAUCAUUUUUAUAUCAAUCAUUUCUGUAGUUAGACCAGAUGACGGAAAUAUUAGCAAUAGCAAUAAUGCCGGUAAUGAUGAUGAUAAAGUGGAUGAAUUGGCAAAUCGAUUGAUCGAUGAUGCUAUUGAACGUUUACGUAAUCGUACGGAUAUUGAACCAUAUCAUUUACAUCGAAAUUAUCGAUUAGAGAUACAUCAACAACUUGGAUUGAUACCUUUCGAUAUAUGUCUAUCAUCAUGUCAUCUAAUCAUACGUAAUGGUAUUUUACAUGGUCUAUCACGUAUCCAACGUGUAUCGAAUGGUUCAAUAACCAAUGAAGCGGGUACCAAUGAUCUAUUGGCAUAUUUUGUUGUUGGUAUUGAAAAUGCACAUCUUGAAUCAAUACUACAAUUCACUAUUGGACAAAUGGAAGUAUUUAGCCGUCCAACACGUAGUCAUAUUGGUUCGAUACGAAUUAAAAUGAAAAUUGCAACACGUAAAAAAGGCCGAUUAGAAUUGAUAAGUUUACGUGUAAGACGUAUUCAAAAUGUAAGGAUACGAUUUACAAAAACCUACAAUCCAUUGACCAAUGAAACUAUUCAUGGCAAUGAUGAUGAUGAUGAUGAUGAACGAUGGUUAAUCGAUUCAUUGACCAAUGCAAUAAUUACCUAUUUCAAUUAUUAUGUUCGUCGUGUAUUAUCACGUGCAUUAUUUGAAAUUCUAAUUGAAGAAUUUAAAUUUAUGCAAGAAUGAAUCUUUGCAAAAAAAAAUUGAUUAAA
Molecule: messenger RNA, 915 nt
Organism: Dermatophagoides farinae (American house dust mite)
Lineage: Eukaryota; Metazoa; Arthropoda; Arachnida; Sarcoptiformes; Pyroglyphidae
Source: RefSeq, a predicted model, not a curated record